ACCCAUCUGACGCCAGGCCACCACACUCUCCCUCAGCAGGUCGCGACUGACGGGACCCAUCUGACGCCAGGCCACCACACUCUCCCUCAGCAGGUCGCGACUGACGGGACCCAUCUGACGCCAGGCCACCACACUCUCCCUCAGCAGGUCGCGGCCCACCACCUAAUUAACACCUAGCUUCUCAAGUUACGACCUGAAGAUCCGUCACUCGGGCCGUCACUAAUUACUGUCACUCAAUACCGUCACUCGGGCCGGCACUCAUUACCGUCACAUACUACUGUUACUCAUUAACGUCACUUACAACUGUUACUCAUUACCGUCACUCAAUAUUACCAUCACCCACUAACAUCCACCAACUCGCACCACCCGCUAACAUCCACCCACCAUCAUCCACAAACACUCACCCACCAUCAUCCAUUCCCCCGAGAAGCCAAAAGGGGGGUGGGGGGGGGGGUAUGGUCGUAGGUGGGUAGGUAGUGGGUAUAUUACUAUGGAUGACGUCACCUUCCUCUCCACCAAUACCCUGCCCAGGGCUCGUGUGUCCCGCCAGAGGUUGUCAGCGUCGCUACGUGAUGAACGGACUCGCUCUUCUUCCUCGUCGUCAAGUUCCUCCUCGUCCUCCUCCACGUCAUCAUCGUCGUCUGUGUCCAAGGUGGCCAUCAUCGCGGCCGUCAACAACAACACUACUGAUGUGCCUCACACAGAUGGCCCACCCUCAGUGGCCUCCUCCCCCUCCUGCUCUUCUCCCUCUUCCUUGUUUUCCUCUCCCUCCUCCACCUCCUCUACCUGCGAGGUCAAGAAGGAAGGUGGAGGUAGAGGCAGUGAGACACACCUGGCCUCUCCCAGUGUCGAGGACGAGGAGUCGAGUGCCUUCGUGUCGACAAGUGAGGUGGUGUCUCAGUCGACGCCGUCAGCGGGGACCUCCCACAUAAAACAUGUCGAACCCAUCUUUCUCCGCUGCCCUAAGAGAGUGGAGGAGAACCUGGCUGCCUCUCACUCCUUCGUCAGAUCCCGCGAGGAGGCGGGUCCUCACGCCCUUAGAGGCGUCUUGUGCCACAGCAGCAGGCUCAACGAUCAUAACACAGCUGGAGACGAAUUCCAAGUGAGAUUAAACGCAGUCCUCCGCUCAGGCCGACGAGAGAGUGACAUGUGUUGUAAGUAUUCGUCCUCGAGGAUUCCGGAGACGAGAUAUGUCGAGGACGAGUUGGUCUCGUCGUCUCUCUCGGAGUCGUUCUCGUCUUAUCACCCUCACUACCCCUGUGAUCGCCUCGAGGCCUCUAAACCAGCAGAAAACUACGACUCCUGGAGCCCUUACGAGGAGUCCUCGAGUCAGCACUUGUCCCAGAGCUGCGACACAAGUGGGCACUCAGGCACGGACGUCUCCAGGUUGGCCUUUCAGACCCCAGCUUCCAGUGGACGAGGCGACCAGUGUCCCAGCCUGUCAGGGAUUCACCCAGAGUGCUACUCCACCUUCUCAGAGUCCGAGGACGAUCCACAGCGACCAGACGCCCCCCUUUACCCCAGGGCCCCACGGUACUCCAUCUUCACUAUAAGUGGCACUCUGGCGGACCCCUUUGGUACCAGCGCCAAAUAUUCCCUCAAAAGCCUUUCAACAGCUCACUUCUAAUGUCAAGACGUACUUACAUUUCUCUCUCUCCCUCAGAAAUGUUAGUUCAGUGAUAUAAACCUUAUUUUCACGGUAAAUUAAUACAGUAGUAUAAUCAAUAUGGAUCAACGUGAACGUCCUGAGAAUUAUUUUAUUUUUAUAUUCUCCAAAUUUUUCAGUAGCGUGUUUGAAAUCAAUUGAUUUUAAAAAUUCAGUAUUUUAUAAUAAGAAAACGACUUUUUGUAACGACAACAACAAUUAAUGUGCCUGAACGAAUAUUUUCUAAAGCAUUUUAAAAUAUUGCUGUAGAGAUUAUUUUAUAAAAGCAAAAAUCAGACUGCGUAACACAAUCAAAUAAUUCACAGCUCGAAUGUACAGUGCUAGGCCGAGGGCAACACGCACCACAAAUGCCACAGUGGAGGAAUCGGCCGUCACAGUUUCAUUGGUCGUGGGGAAACCUUGCGUGUGUGUGUGUGUGUGUGUGUGUGUGUGUGUGUGUGUGUGUGUGUGUGUGUGUGUGUGUGUUACGGCUGGUUGAAUCUUAACCUCUCUACAUCAAUAUCUACUUUAUUUUCCCUUACUUCAUGUUCAUAUAUAUUUACAAAUCCCUCUGCCAAUUUUUCCUCCUUUAUCUUCCUACCAAAUUAUCUGAGAACGUUGUCUUUCCAUAUCUCUACCUGUACACACCUGACACCCACACCUGUACCUACCUGACACCCACACCCCUACACCUAACAUAUCAACACCUAUAUAUGUGUCUUGAUAUCCCGGAGAUGAUCAAAACCUAACCUAACCUAACCUAACCACACCUUUAUAAGUGUUUGAGUCUGUCUACAGAUUUUCUUGUAGUUCAAUAUGACUACAAUGACCUUUUGCUGUAGUUAGUAAUGAUCUGUAGCUGUAGUGUUGAACAGUAUUGUAGUAAUAGUGUAGGAAUUUAUUAACUAGGACUCAAGUACAGUAGUAAUAAAAUAUAAUGGUAAUCAGAUUAUAUACUGUAUAGUGAACUGACAGUCAGAAUAAGCAUUUUUACCUAGAGAUUAAUAUAGAAUUUUGAUAAGUAUUUUGUAUUUAGAAAUUGAUAUAGAAUUAAUAGAAUUUUGAUAUAAAGUAUUUAAAAUUUUUAAGAUGAUUUAGGAACUGUAUUGAUAUUAAAGAAUUAGUUUUGUAGUCAGAAUAUAACGAUGUUUAUAUUGAAGAAUUAGAGUUUGUAUGUCAAGUAAUGAUAAUUCUGUAAUAUACAUUUUGUAAGUAAAUGAUUAGUUUAUAUUUUGUAAGUUUAGAUAAAUCAGUACAUCAAUUUCAUAAGUGUAAGUAUACUUAUUUAGUAGUAUACAUUUUAUAUAAGUUAAAGUAUAUUGUAUUUAUUCUUACUGUUGUUUUAAAUGUGCAGAGUAUUUUACUAUGGUACAUCAGACCUGUAAGAAAACUCCCAUGUUGGUCUCUCCCUCUCCCUCCUCCCUCCCCUCCCAACACAAACCAACAUCACCCAUCAGCAACACACAGAAGAAUACAGUAAUACAGUAUAUGUUUAUUCCUUGGACAAUGGAUACAAAUGCUAGUGGAUCUCAUAUUACAGCAUGUAUAGGUAUUCAUUCAUACAUGUAUAUUUUGAAACUCUCACACAUAUUCAUGAAAACAUCUGAAGGCUGACAUAACUGUAUUAAAGGAACACAGUAGAGUAUACGUGUGGUGUGGUUGGUAACAAGAGGGUGUGUGUGUUGGUGUGGACGUGAGGAGAGAGUGGUGAGGGGUGAGACCUUAUGAAAUAUGAGGGAGGAGAGGAGAGGGUGAGAGGGAAACGAGGGUGAGGCAAGAAAAUGAGGGAAACAUAGGAAAGGGAGUAAUGGGAUGAGAGAGAGGGAUGAGAGGGAGGAAUGAGAGGGUGGAGGAGAAGGUGAAUCAGAAGGGAAAUACGUCUAUACCACACACACACACACACACAUGAGGAUAUAUCCACAUUUAGGUAUACUGUAUACAAUUCCUCCAUCAAUGAAUAACACCAUUGCCUAUAUCCCCUAACACAGUCUCUUGUUCUAGGAAAAAAAAUGACUGGAAGAACAUACAUAACAUCCCAAACUGUAUUAUGUAACUGUUCAUCCUGUGGUAAGAAUUGAACUAGCGUAUACUCUAAACUUUGUGUUAAAACUGAGAUUAUAGAAUAGUACCACUUAUCAUGCUUGGGAUCUAUGAGUCUUGUUCUGUAAAUGAUUUAUCACUACUGAGUAUAAUUGAUUUUUUCACACCCACAAUAUAUGGCUGGAAUAUAUAGUACUAAAUGCAUAAUGGUAUAUAGUGCAAUGAAUAUAUGGGUGAUUUAUAGUAUAUACAGAAUAUAUGAAUUGAUAAGUUAC
Messenger RNA from Homarus americanus (American lobster), 3960 nucleotides. RefSeq lists its product as uncharacterized. The transcript has 3 exons. Bases 491 to 1627 code for a protein of 378 amino acids. Lineage: Eukaryota; Metazoa; Arthropoda; Malacostraca; Decapoda; Nephropidae. The record is from RefSeq and is a predicted model, not a curated record.